Messenger RNA from Saccharomyces eubayanus, 678 nucleotides. RefSeq names its product putative pantetheine-phosphate adenylyltransferase (gene CAB4). Lineage: Eukaryota; Fungi; Ascomycota; Saccharomycetes; Saccharomycetales; Saccharomycetaceae. The record is from RefSeq and is a predicted model, not a curated record. Gene Ontology annotation, biological process: coenzyme A biosynthetic process. Bases 1 to 678 code for a protein of 225 amino acids. Gene Ontology annotation, molecular function: dephospho-CoA kinase activity. The transcript has a single exon.
AUGAUCAACAGCGGUAUCAAUGUCAUCUUCAACAACAAACAAUUUGCCAAGAGCAGUCUGCAAUGGAAGGUGGGUUUAUUGCCACACGGUUCCACUUUCGACACGUGGCAGCUGGAACUGGAAAAUGAGCAGUGUCACAAUACAGAACACUAUUCCCUACACGAAGACACUGUCGAAAGGAUAGUCGGUCCCCAGGAUGCUAAUGAAUUCCGUGUAACUGCGUUAGGCGGGACAUUUGACCAUAUUCACGAUGGACACAAGAUAUUGUUGAGUAUCGCUGCGUUCAUCACAUCUCAAAGAUUAAUCUGCGGUAUCACAUGCGAUGAGCUGUUGCAGAACAAGAAAUACAAAGAGCUGAUUGAAUCUUACGAGACACGGUGCAGCCACGUGUCUCGAUUCAUCGAGCUACUAAAACCAAAUCUCUCGGUGGAACUCGUCCCUCUGAAGGAUGUCUGUGGGCCCACUGGGAAAGUGCCUGAGAUUGAAUGCCUUGUUGUGAGCAGAGAGACCGUUGCCGGGGCAGAGACUGUGAAUAAGACAAGAGCAGAGAGGGGCAUGGACCGUUUAAUAAUACAUGUGGUCAAUGUGCUUGGAGGCAGGGAGGAAGACGGCUGGAGUGAGAAGCUGAGCAGUACAGAGAUCAGACGUCUUCUCCAGACGUCUCGCCCCUUAAACUAG